Homarus americanus (American lobster) is the source of this 1329-nucleotide messenger RNA. RefSeq names its product defense protein l(2)34Fc-like. Lineage: Eukaryota; Metazoa; Arthropoda; Malacostraca; Decapoda; Nephropidae. Bases 173 to 676 code for a protein of 167 amino acids. The transcript has 5 exons. Gene Ontology annotation, molecular function: oxidoreductase activity, acting on metal ions. The record is from RefSeq and is a predicted model, not a curated record.
GAAAGAAGUAGCAGGAAGGGGAGGAGGUUGUUACGACAGGGUGAGUCCACCGAUUCGUCAUCACAGUUCUGAGCUCAGCUGCCUCAAACUGCUGGUGGAGGCGGCGCUGUGAAGAGCUCAGCCACUGUUCCAGAUAUACUUUCUGUGUGUGGCCUUGGUCAUCAGCUAAAGGAUGAGGUCCACAGCAGUAACCCAAGCCACCGUUCUCGCCUUCCUUAGUUUGGCUGAGGUGGGAGUGGUGUGGAUGUUCCCUGAUAAGAUUCCAGACUGCGCCUGUGUGUGGAUGGCUCCCUGGCAUGUACCCUUCACUGAGGCGGCGUCAGAUCCUCCCUACCAACUCACUAUUUCAAAUUCCAAUGUCAGGUCGGACACAGCAGUCCCUAUGUGCCUGGUGGGGACGAUACCGAUUGAGGGGUUCAUGGUUCAGGUCCAUGAUACCGAGGAUAACCCGAUCGGCUCUUUCAUCACCAACUCUACCAUCACCCAGCCAAUGAACUGCAAAGGCCUGAAUGACACUGCAACUCACGUCAGCAGCAAGAAACAUAUGAUGAUCAACUUUCUCUGGAUGCCACCGUACGGCUAUAGUGGAAAAGUUUUCUUCAAGGCGACUGUACUUCGGACGUACCAUACUUACUGGACGGGCAUCUCCUCUAACAUGUUUACUGUCACCAACUAAUCGUGAUCCAUAAAGCUGCCCAUCAAGAGAUCCAGGUGCACCUUUAUCUUCUACCAAAUUGAUCCACAUCUAAUCCAUCAAGUUGUUCACUUUAACUCUCGUCAUUCUCAGAGUGAUUCCUGUAUUUCUGUAAUUCAGAGUAAUAUGCUUGUAAUUCUUAUAAUUUACCAAGUGAUAUGUGUUAUUUAUGUGAUAUAUACCGGUAUAUACUAUACGUGAUAUAAGAGUAUUUUAACAAGUGUUCCACCUUUUCCUCUGUGAACACAAGGUUCUAUCACAUAAUUUUAAUUGUCGUCGGAUUAGUGUAAGUACUAACUUUGUUACCCGCUGAAGAUCUUAGUUGUUGAGGCGCAAUAAUAACACUGUAACAAAAACAACCUAUGUGAUUAUGAUUCAUUUGGUGAGACAUCUCUACCUCUCUUACACACUCAGUGUUCCGAGAGUGCCUAUAUCAUUUACUUGUUUAGUAAUUUGUAGCUUUGUGUGAUUUUGUUCCUAUUUAAUUCACCAUUUAAUCUAUCAGUACCUUAGUACAGUAGGCACCAUUUAGUCCACCCUAGCCUCUAUAAUUCAUUAGUUGAUCGUCUGCACUGCACCAAAGCACCAAAUCAUCUACACUAACUUGUGAUGUAUUAAAGGAAUCUGUUUAUAAA